This is a messenger RNA of Myiozetetes cayanensis, 3186 nucleotides long. RefSeq names its product lymphatic vessel endothelial hyaluronan receptor 1 (gene LYVE1). NCBI's taxonomy places the organism in Eukaryota, Metazoa, Chordata, Aves, Passeriformes, Tyrannidae. The record is from RefSeq and is a predicted model, not a curated record. The coding region runs from base 213 to 1193 and encodes 326 amino acids. Gene Ontology annotation, molecular function: hyaluronic acid binding; transmembrane signaling receptor activity. The transcript has 6 exons. Gene Ontology annotation, cellular component: plasma membrane. Gene Ontology annotation, biological process: cell adhesion.
GAUUUCCGGUGAGUGACCUCGCCUGUGAGUGGCACAGUCAAUGCAUUUGCUCUGACAUUCUUUCUAUGAAGCACUGCAGUGACAGCUGAAGUUGCUUUCCAGAAGUCAUCUCAGCAGAGCUCUGACAGUAUCCAGUACCUUAACUUUCUGAGCACAGGAGAAACCAACCACCUUGAGUUCUUUAAUUUCCUGAAUUUUUCAAGUUGGUGACAAUGGCAACUAAUUUUGGAGUUACCUCAGCAGUGUUUUUCAUCUGGGUUAUGACAUUCAUGGCUCAAAACUACUUUGUAACAGGUUCCAUUCAGUCACUUUGCAGGAUCACAGGUGUAGGACUUUAUCUUGAGAAGAAAGUGAAUUUCUCAGAAGCAAGUAAUGCAUGUGAUCAACUGAAUCUACAAUUGGCAAGUAAAGACCAAGUUGAAAAUGCUUUGAAACAUGACUUUCAAACGUGCAGCUUUGGAUGGGUGAAAGAUGGAUUUGUUGUUAUUCCUCGGACAACACCCAACAACAAAUGCGGUAAGGGCAAAACUGGACUAGUGCGAUGGAACGCUGACCACCUCCAAACAUUUCAUGUCUACUGCUUCAACUCCUCAGAUGUCCAGAUUAAUUCAUGUAAACCAGACCCAACCACAACCACAUUUCCUUCAUCAAGUGCACCAACAGACUCAACGCCACAUUCAGCCUCUGAUUUGACUGAGAACAUCACAGCGGUGCCCACUGUGACCGAGUCAGAGCAGUUCCUGAAAAGCAGAAGAUUCCGUGUCAUUUGUGUCACUGAAACACUCCCAACAGAGGGGAGCACCACAGCACUGCCAGAGGAAUCCUCCACCAGUGACUCUCCCAGCCACACCGCCCGUUCUGCCUUUAAGAACGAUCCCGUCGUCUUCGGAGGUAAAGGCCUGACGAGGCAGUUAUUUAAUCAGAACAGUAUCCCCACUGCACUUCUUGUCCUGGCAAUCAUCUUCUUCGUUAUUUCAGUUGUUCUAGCAGUCUGUUAUAUCAAAAAGUACAAGAAAACCUUCCCAUUUUUAAACAAGAAUCAGCAAAAAGAAAUGGUUGGAACUGUUGCUCUCAAAGAGGCAAAAUUAAAUGACAAAACACCUGAGAAGGAAGCACAGAAUAAUGGAAAUAAAGUAGAAGAGUCUAAAACUAAGCCUGAGGCCACAGUAAAAUGUCUAGAAGCAGAAGUUUAAAGCAAAGAAUGUACAAUUCUUGAUGGAAAUAUGAAAUUAAGCACACAGAACUUUGCAAUGCUUUUAAACUUGGGUGAUUGUGAAUACUCAUGAGUAUUUUCUCUACCUUAACAUAUGAAACCUUGGUUUUUAAUAAUUACAUCUUUGUCUACAAAUAUUCUUGCAGGAAAACGUGGUAUCUUAUUUACUUGAAAUAAAUAAAAAAAUCCAUAUUACAAGCUAAUUUUUCAUCUAUGAUAAAGAAGUAAUUAGGGAUAUGCUAUUAUUGACAUGCACUGUGUUAACUAUUUGCAUUGAAUUCAGAUCAAUAUAUCAUUAAAGGGUUUUUAUAUCCAGCUGGAGGAUGUCUGCUAACUUAAUGUCUAAUAUAAAAUGAUGAUACUGUAGUAAUUCCUCAUGUAGAUUAGCUUAUUUCCACUCAGUAGUUGCACACUGUUUUUAAAAAGUCUGUUUACAAACAGAAGAAAUAUUUCUGUUUACAAGUGAGUGAAAAACCAAAGGGUUAUCCCACUUCAUUCAAAUACCCAAGGAAGGGUACAAAGAUGCUGAUAUCUAUAUAUACAGCAAAGAAUAACUUUCUUAGAUACCUUCAUCCUAUUGUAUUUUAUUUAUUAAAAUCAGUAUCAUCUUCUGCAUCAGAUGUUUGACAGGGGCAGGGAAAAAAGCCUUGAUCGGUAUCUCAACACUUAUAUUUGAGAUAUUUUGUGUAUAUUUAAGUGUGGGUUUCAUAAUAAAGGUCUCAGGUGGUAUGGGAUGUUUACAGUACUUCAUAAAAAAUGAAGUAUGGUAGGUAUGUUUGUCUGGACAAUUUAUUCUCAUGAAAACUGUCUCACAGUAAAAAGGACUCAUAUAACCUUAAUGUUACAGAAGUAAUUAGUUAUAAAAGAACAACACUAGCAAUUUAUCAAAUAUUUUCCUGAACAAACAAUUUGGAUAACUGAUUUUUAUAUGUGAAUGAGAUUAUUACGACAGAGAAAGUUUCUCUUUAUGUCAAGAAGCUUGAAAAACAGUCUUAAAUAAAUUGGCAAUAGAACUGCUCACUAUAUUGUGUUUUCAACAGUGUAGGAUACUAUGAACUUUGACAUUUUUCAUUCAUGUAAAUCCAUGACUCACUAGAUAGUGAGUUAUAGUGUAUUGCUACACUAGAGAGUCCCUGUGUCGCUCAUAUUUUAUGGCCCCAGGAGUCUGGACCGUGGUGACACACAGCCCACCACUGCCAUUAAAGCCUUACUACUGCAGAAAGACUGUGAUUCGGGACUGCUCUAAAAACCCACCCAUUUCAGAUGUCCACGGGCAGAACUUCAGCAGCUAAAUGUGCAGCAGAGGACAGCACUAAAAACACGGCCUUCCCACUCAGAUAAGUAACUGCUUUCCUUGCAAAAUACCGCAGCAGUGCCUUGUGUCUCUCCUGGCAACCUGACUGAAAGCACUCUGAGAGAGCAGGCAGCACCACUGAGGCCAUCAGGAAGAUUCACAACAACACUUGCCAUGAUGGUGCCAGAAGAGCAAAAGGGCUCAAGGACACAGGCAAAGCUAGUGGACUCCAGGUAACAUUUGAUUUUCUUUGUGACAUAUUAUAAUCUCCCUUCUGCCUCUUUUUUCCAUGUUUUAGAGAUUAGAAAUUACCUGUUUCUCUAUUCUUUUCCCCUACCACCAAGGGAUAAUUAUUUACCUCUCACUCUCCUACUAACGUUACCUCUGUUCCACAGAUAGCAUGCUCCUUUUCUCUCAGAUUAUCUCAUUCACACGUAAAGAAAUUUGGAGAAUUGCUCUCUAGUUUCACUCUAACUGGAAGUUUGCUGCUUCUGUUUUAGAGCUAAAUAAGGGUGCUUUUUUCACCCUAAAGCAUUUACUUGCUAAAAUAUCUAUACUAGCUGUUAUAAUAGGAUAUUGCCUUAACCUGUGUCUUGUUUUAUCAUGUACUUUAGAAAUUCAGCUUUCAUCCUGAUCUUCCCACUGACAGUUGACCAAUGCACAUGGCCUGAUCUGCCUC